CGAGGCAGGAUUUAGAAGCGCUGAUCGUAAUAUUUAACACACCCACACAGCAAGAGAACUAUUUCCACGAGCCUGCAUGCAGAGGUACAGCUACAUUAGCAAAAAAUAUAAUAAAUGAAAAUAUAUGCACCUGCCAAAACAAAUACUCUUGUGCAUUGUUAGCGCUUUUAUUGUUUUCGGUAUAGCAGCAAGGCGUGCUAAGUACCUAGUACGCAACUUGUUUUGUUGGGUGGGAGGGUUUGGUCACCGGCUUUAUUCAAACUACUUGGUCAGAUUGCUUCCUUAUACGCGUUCUUUUAUAAGCCCUUUUUCAGUCGCGGGACGCUGCACAGAAGGACAGCUUGCUCUAAUACCCCUUCGUCAAACUCUGUAGUGUGGUUUUCGUUGUCACUGGGGACCGUAGCUACAUUUGUCUGUCCUAUUUUCGCCCUUAAAAGAGAUGGAUCGGAUACAUUUAUUGUCUAUGUUAGGAUGAGAAUAGCCAUUCUCGGUGGUACGGCAGAAUGAGCGUCCUUAAGAUGGAGCGGCGCUGUCGAGACUUUGCUCACACGCACAACGGACGAUUAUCUCUCGAACAUUUUAACCUUUUCUCUCUUCUUAUUCAUUUGUAUUAUUGAUUCUAACCGCAUACGCGAGAAUCUCUACAGAGCAUCAAUUCGUAAAGUAUUUUUCAUAUCAAUUGGAUCCAAGCGAAAAUGAAGCCGGUUGCUUAUAAGGUCGGUUGGUCAGUACUCAGACGAAAUUGCUUACCUGGAUGGAUAUGAGGAAUCUCAUAUUUUCCUUAAGACGGAGUCCUUCCCUCUAACGCGGAUUUCUUCAUAUAACAAGGAUUAUUGGGGGGCGAAACAAUUAUCUGCUCUAACUCCUUCAAAUGGAGACAGCAUACUUUACAACUCCUAUUACUUUAUUGCAACCUGUGCAAUAGACGCCGUUUGUGAUGUAGUCAGCUUCUUGAUAGAUUGUUUAAUUGUAUUUAUAACAUAUGUUAGUAAAUCGGGGGCGAUGAAAAUGAUACUGUUCCGUAAAUUCCGCGUUUUAAUUCUUAUGGUGUUUGUGAUUGCUUGCACCAUGCACAUAGUAAUAGACUUAUUACCAAAACUAGAAAGGCGUGCGACUGGACAGAGCACCGGGAACAGCGGCUGCUCGUGCUCCCACAAGCCGAGCGAGGAGCCACAGAGCCGCGGCAAACAGCAAGGCAUGCCGGCGGCAGAUUCUGGCUGGCCUAACAAACACACUUUGAGGAUCCUGCAAGAUUUCAGCAACGAGCCAAGCUCAAAUCUCACUUCGCAUUCUCUGGAGAAAAUCACCGGAGCUAGGGACAAAGGCGAGGCUUUCAAAAGAAGGGAACAGUACGCGCAGAAUGGAGAGAGACAGAAGCAUCUAAUUAAAGACCAGGCCGUCGACAAGAAUUUACCUGUAAAGGGGUUCUCUCGGCUGGAAGCUCUCUUUGAACACCCUCUGUACAAGACAGUUCGACCACCGCUCACUGACGAAGACACCUUGUUCAACGUCAACAGUGACAUCAGGUUCUACCCGAAAGCGACCGAGAAUCAGGAGUGGCCCAGAGAGGGCGUGGAGGAGGAAGAGUACCUGCCCACAGGUGAGGGCGGGGCGGAGUCGUACCCUAACUGGCUGCGCUUCCACGUGGGGAUCAACCGGUACGAGCUGUACGCCCGGCAGGACCCCGUCACCGACGAUCUCCUCCGGGACCUGGUCAGCCAGAGGAUCAGCAGCGUCGCCAUGAAAUCCGGUGGCACCCAGCUGAAGCUCAUCAUGACGUUUCAGAACUACGGACAGGCCCUGUUCAAGCCCAUGAAGCAGACCCGGGAACAGGAGACCCCGCCCGAUUUCUUCUACUUCUCCGAUUUCGAGAGACACAACGCUGAGAUCGCCGCCUUUCACCUGGACAGGAUCCUGGAUUUCCGUAGAGUGCCCCCUGUGGCCGGGAGGCUGGUGAACAUGACGAGGGAAAUCCGAGACGUAACCCGUGACAAGAAGCUGUGGAAAACGUUCUUCAUCUCCCCCGCCAACAACGUGUGUUUCUACGGCGAGUGCUCGUACUACUGCUCCACUGAGCAUGCUCUGUGCGGGAAGCCUGAUCAGAUCGAGGGCUCGCUGGCCGCCUUCCUCCCGGACCUGGCCCUCGCCAAGCGCAAGACCUGGAGGAACCCCUGGCGCCGGUCCUACCACAAGCGCAAGAAGGCUGAGUGGGAAGUGGACCCUGAUUACUGUGACGAGGUGAAGCAGACACCCCCAUACGACAGUGGGACACGCCUGCUGGAUGUCAUGGACAUGACCAUCUUUGACUUCCUGAUGGGUAACAUGGAUCGACAUCACUACGAGACCUUCGAGAAGUUCGGGAACAGCACCUUCAUCAUCCACCUGGAUAACGGGAGAGGGUUUGGUAAAUAUUCCCAUGAUGAGGUCUCCAUCCUGGUGCCUUUGAGCCAGUGCUGCCGGGUGAAGAAGUCGACUCACCAGCGCCUCCAGCUGCUGGCGAAGGAGGAGUACAAGCUGAGCGCUCUGAUGGCGGAGUCCCUGCAGAGGGACCGGCUGGUGCCCGUGCUCUUCUCCCCCCACCUGGGCGCCCUGGACCGUCGCCUCCGGCUGGUCCUGCGGGUCCUGGACGACUGCGUUCAGAAGCUGGGCUACAGCAGCGUGGUGGAGGACGACGCGGGGCAGGACCACGCCCUCACCGCCGCCCACAGCGCCAGGUAGUGGACCUGGGCCAAGAACCAGAACCAGAACCAGAACUGGAACCACAAAUAUACCUGGGGGCCAGGAAUGGAACCAGAACUGUGACUCCAACCAGAACCAGAACUGGACCAAGGAGUGACCCUGACCCCCUCCAAUGCCACCACCAUCCCCCCACCCCCCCACCACCAAACACAAAUGCCAUGGAUGACUUGUGAAAGGCACAUUUUAACUAUACUGUUUGAAUUCAGUGAAUUCCAAGACUGCAGAGAUGUCUCUUUCAGCCGUGUGUGUGUUUAUAUACGUGCUGUACACAGGUACGAAGAACUUAAGAGAGGCAAUAGAUGGUCUCUCUAAAAUGAAAGCUGUCAUUUGCUUCUAUGUGUUUUUUUCUUUUUGAAGUCUUUUUUCUGUUUGAUUGGACUGCAGAUGUCCUUCCUCUAACACGAGAUGAGAUCGUUACGUCCUGCCGGAUUUGAUCGACCUGAAAUUAUUUAUUAACUUAUUUAUUUUUUGGAAAUGAAAAUACCAAAACAAACUCUCUCAAAAAAUUUGGGGUAUCUACACCCUCCUAAUGAUGAGCUGGAGGGCGCAGGACUACCGUGCGAUGAUGCGUUUUAAAUUUGUCAAAAUAGGUGUCGCAAAUAUAUUUCUGUUGUUGCCACUUAAAAUGAAGUCACUUGAUGCAUUUAUAUUUGUGUUCAAUGAAGUUCCCAUCCUCUGAGUGGCAUGUCAUACAUUCAAAGUCUGUCGUCUUUUCCACCUUCUGUCUUUUUGUUAUGCACAGCGUGUCGUAUGCACAGCACCUUCAGGAGUGUCCCAUGUUUAUAAAACCUUUGCGCUCGUUUCCCCCGUAGCAUAUAAACCUUUUCACUUUUCCUCACCUGUGCACCUGUAUCCGUUGUGUGCGGUGACAUCGGCUCUUGGAAAGCAUUGCAUUUGCCCAGUGACGGUGUCAUACCGGGUUAUCUCCAAACUUGUGUUCUGUAUCCAGACUGGGGCGUGAUAAAAUGGCUAGGGUUCAGACCCUCGCCAUUUUAUCCUCCCUCUUCUCUCUUCCCCUUCGAGAACCUCAAUAUCUGCUGGUUUUCAUUGUUGCUAAGCACUUAAUUGAUCAAUUUAAGCAGCUGAUUACACAGGUAACUCACCUUACCUGGUUUCUUACACGUGAACUGGUUUUUGACAAUAAGGUGAAAAUGAGAACCAGCCACCCCGUGGCUGUCUAAGGGUCAAUACCGCUGCUCUCGUCCAGUGUUUCUCAAGCCUUCAGUUGAAAUGUGCUAAUAAAAAAUAGAAAUCAAGGUCGUUGUUCAACAUAUAUUUUCUUAACAUCAGCCUCAUAAACACAUGAUGUUAAGCCAAACAUACAGUACUAAGAGGGUGUUCUGCACCUGAAAAAGAAUCAGCUCAACCUGAAGGACUCAUUUUGACUAUUUAGGUGAAGAAAAUCUGCAUUUACAAAUUUUGUCUAAGGGUCACAAAACAGAAUGAAUCGUUUAUCGGUAUGCUUACCCUGAACUGGUAUAGUUUACCUUUGUGUUUUUUUGGUGUACCAGUUAAAGGGAUAACCUGGAGAACCACCCCAUAUGUUGGUGUAAGUGCAAAUUUCAACAAUGCACCUCUCCCUCCCUCACCCCCUUUGAAGCAAGUCCCAUUGAGAUUAAAAAAAAAAAAAAACUAUAUUUCAAGACAGACCUGGCCAGGAUAACAGCAGCACAAACAAUGAGACAGCACAGUAAUACAUAAAAAGCAAGAGGAGAACUGCCAGGAGCCUAAUCCAGUCUAGCCUUCAGCCACCAGCUCAGACCACAUCAAUUAAACACUUAAAGAGAGGCUGGAAUGAAAAUCCAGACUCAUAGAGGGAUGACGGAUGGAGAAACAUCGCUCCAGCAGACCACUUUAUAUUAUCUAUUACCCAGGA
Molecule: messenger RNA, 4615 nt
Organism: Anguilla rostrata (American eel)
Lineage: Eukaryota; Metazoa; Chordata; Actinopteri; Anguilliformes; Anguillidae
Gene: fam20ca
Product: FAM20C golgi associated secretory pathway kinase a
Exons: 10
Coding region: 1003-2718 (571 amino acids)
Biological process (GO): protein phosphorylation; enamel mineralization
Cellular component (GO): Golgi apparatus
Molecular function (GO): protein serine/threonine kinase activity
Source: RefSeq, a predicted model, not a curated record